AUGGCGUCUUUGCAAGGCGAUGCGGUACUGGAGAGACGUGUGGUCUUGCUACGAGCCAUUUUGGACACCUUUGCGUCUGCCGCAGCUAAAAGAUAUGAGCAUGCCAAAGUGGCGCGGCAUCCAACCAAGAUCAGAAUGUUCUGGGGCGACAUCACUCAGCAGUACCAGCUAAUCCUGGAAGGCCAAUGGAGCAGACUAUGUCCCAAAAACAACGAGCUACUUAUCGGCCUGUUGGGGGCACUUGAAUCUAUCUUUCGCGGUGGGACUGUCUCAAUUGCAGAGGAGUGCAUCAACGCCUCUUUUCCUCGCCUAGAGACGCUGAGACAGAUCAUCAACGGUGUUCUCGCUAAUGAUACUGCCGGACUGUCUCAUCUUUUGCGUGCCCUCGACGAGCAGCCAGCACAGUCGUCCCGUACUAAUCUGAUGGAGCAUUUGCGCCAGCUUGCAGAUGUCCUUGCCGGCGAUGAGCAGCAAUCGAUCGAAGCAGAAUCUACCGUCUUCCCUCAGGUCCGGCGCCGCUUGGCUCCUUUCCUGCUCAAUAUGCUGGCAGUCGUCUCAAAUCAUUGGACGUGCAAAUGUGCUUUGCCGCAUAGGGCUGCGCUCUUCAUGUGCACACAUAGACAUGUGGCUGAAGAGGACAGUACUGUCACCAUCCAUGGUCUUCUGAGCACCAAAGCAAAUGAGAUCGGAUGGCAUGCGACAAGCAUGAAUGUCGAUACUAAGAGGUCUCAAGUCAGGACCCGCUUCGACCUGCCAGCAAGCACGUCGAUCCCAACACGUCGCAAGAUCAGAGAUCUCUGUUCGACCAUCGAGAACUCCGCCACUCAGACACUGAAAUUAGACCUUGAUGGCCGGAAACUCCUUCAGCUAAUGAGCAGCGCUAAGGACAAUUCAUCACCGCCCGACAUGGAGCUUGUCAGCUUGGCAAAUGGUCUCUUCGCUCUUCAGGAGACAGAACUUGGCAUCGCCGGCAAGCUCUGCUUGUGUAUCGUGUUAUCCUACUCGAUGCUUGACUUCUGUGGCGAGCCAUGGUUUCCUGCAGGAUGGACAAAUUCCGGCAUCCACUUUUUUCAAGAUAACAAAGUUCUACGUCUACGGCCGAUGCUGGUAACACCGGUGCAGCCAGCUCGUGAUACGCUAUCCACUAAUUCAGUGGUCAUGCCAUCAUUGCUGCUCUCACAUGCCGCCCUCAUGAUGGAAAUCUAUCGUCAGAGUCCAUUGAGCAAGUAUGAACUCACAAGAGCCGCGGAGAACCGCAUUACAUAUCGCGCAUUCCUGCGUUCGUCCCUUCAGGAUACAAAUUGGGACGUUCACGAGCGUUUCAAGCAGGCCGUUCAAUCAUGUCUGGACAUCUCUGAGAUGGAAUGGGUAUGUGGUGAUGCAGAAGUCGAAGGGCGGCUUGACUCUGCCUUCUGCCAGCGAGUUAUUGGCAUGCUGCUAAGCGACUUCACCGCGAUAUGCGGUGCGAUCGAGCCGGAUGUGUUCAUAUCCAGCCUCUGUCUUCCACGCGUAGAGUCAUCAUCGGAUAAUUCGAAGACACCGCAACUGUCAGUCGAAGUACGACCACGGAUAAACAGUCGAGUGACGAGACCUACGCCGAGUCCCAAGCCUGCUCAUCUUCGGGCUCAUAGUCCUUGGAAGGCUUCCGGCGGUCGACCAGCAGUUGAGCCGCGAGAGAGCGGAAGGUCGACGGUAUCGAGUCUCGGCCUAUCGUACGAGCGGUUUUUCGAUACUGAUGAAGUUGUAAGUGUAGAGCAAAUCCGCGAGUCAGGGCUGUGGUUUCAACGCUUUGAUGAGGUGAAGGCAAAGAUGCCCAGAAUGACUGCGAGCAGCCACCAGCUCAAGAUCGCAAUACUUGAUACAGGAAUCGACCUGGAGAACUCUUGGCUUUCUUGUCAUGCUCGCAGAAUACGUUGCUGGCCGGAUGCAGGAAGCUGCAAAGACACCGAUGGCCACGGCACAGAUAUCGCGUAUCUUCUCCUCAGACUUGCACCAGAGGAUGUGCAUAUAAGAGUGGCCAAAAUCGCACAGUCUCGCUUCCUACGGAACGUUGACAUCUUGGCAAUCGCGAAGGCUAUUGAGCACUUUUCCGACCACCGAGGCGAGAAAGUCGACAUUAUCAACUUGUCUUUUGGCUUUGCAAUCUAUAAAACACCGGAACUCCGACCCAUUUGGUUGGCUAUUCGGUACGCCCGAGACAAUGGUGUCCUAAUAUUUGCAGCAGCAGGAAAUGAGGGUGCUAACGAUGGUGUCGCGUGGCCUGCGAAAUUAUCAGACGUAGUCUGCGUCAGUGCCGCAAACAGCUAUGGGCGGCCUGCUGGUUUCAGCUCGGGAGAAGGGCACCGAGUCUGGACGUUAGGCGUUUCUACACCGACCUGCAGAACGGACGACAAGCAAAGAAUUAUCCACAGAAGUGGCACAUCAUUCUCUACACCGAUCGCUGUUGCCAUUGCAGCGACAGUCUUGGCUUUCAUGGAGGGUCUUGGCAAUGAAAAGGACUUACUUGUACCACAAGACUGUGAGGAUCUCAAGUCACGCUUAUGGACCAAGACUGGAAUGGAACGUGUCCUUUGCAGGACUUGUGUGCCAUCUGAAAGCUUGGAGCAUCGUUUGUCUUACAUCACACACGUACCCUUCCUCACGAUGUCGGCAUUCAGUCGCCUGGGCAUAAUUCUCAACGAACUAAGAUCUGUUCCUGAGGGCUAA
Molecule: messenger RNA, 2706 nt
Organism: Recurvomyces mirabilis
Lineage: Eukaryota; Fungi; Ascomycota; Dothideomycetes; Mycosphaerellales; Teratosphaeriaceae
Exons: 6
Coding region: 1-2706 (901 amino acids)
Biological process (GO): proteolysis
Molecular function (GO): serine-type endopeptidase activity
Source: RefSeq, a predicted model, not a curated record